Molecule: messenger RNA, 4264 nt
Organism: Dinoponera quadriceps
Lineage: Eukaryota; Metazoa; Arthropoda; Insecta; Hymenoptera; Formicidae
Gene: drosha
Product: ribonuclease 3
Exons: 11
Coding region: 279-4238 (1319 amino acids)
Biological process (GO): rRNA processing; regulation of gene expression; pre-miRNA processing
Cellular component (GO): nucleus
Molecular function (GO): double-stranded RNA binding; ribonuclease III activity
Source: RefSeq, a predicted model, not a curated record
CUUCGGAAAUUAGUGCACAACGAAUCGCGUUUGAUGGGCCGAUGGUCGUAUAACCGUUGAGUGAAAAUUAUCCAUAGUUAGACUGCGUUCGGGCGAAGAAUCUUUCUCCCGGGAAGCAUCCGACCGGGUCACCAGCAUAGCUUAACGUGGACAGACGGGGGAGAUAACUUCUGUGCGGCCACCAGGAAGUUACCGAUAAAACAAGGCUCGACGUGUAUUGAGUCGUGCAGCACUGUUCGAUAAAAAUCGCUUUCUGAGAGAACAGAGGUCACACGGAGAUGGCGAAUCCUUCAUCGAUGAACACGGGCGAAGGGUACUAUUGGAAUUCCGAGGCGACUCAGCAGAACAUGGGGUACUUCCCGGUGCCGAACUAUCCACCGCCCAAUUACAAUCCACCCUCGAACUACGGUUCCUCUUGCCCUUACAAUGUGCCACCUCCUAAUGUGCCCGAAGCUAAUCCAUCGAAUUCAAUGUAUCACUUGGCACCUCCGCCUGUGUAUCACAAUAACUCCAGCAAUAUACACAAUAUCUCUUACCAGAGUCAAGUGAACCAACAGUGUAGUAUGUAUCCUAAAGGACCGAACCUUCCGCAACAAUCUGUCGGUGGGAACUAUAGUAUGAAUUGGAAUACAAGUACCAGGAGUGUGUAUAACGAAAGCCAGACUUGUAACGAAUGGUCUUUCAAUAAUUCUACCGCCAAUUGGACGACGUAUCAAAGUACACCCACUUCGUGGUAUGGUGCGAAUAAGACGUGUGCCAAUAACCAGCUAUACGUAAGGCAACAGUAUGAACCUCAGCAAGGUAUGAAGAAGUCCGAAUGGAAGUACGACAGUAAGGAGCAUCUGUCAGGUUCCACGAGUAGCAAACGCAGGUCCAGGAGUCCAAGCAGCAGUGGGAGAUCGGAAAAGUCAUAUAGAUCACGACAUGAGGAUCACAAGGACAAAUAUCAGUAUGACAAAAGAAGAUCCAGUUCAAAGGAAUAUAAAUAUGAAGGCAGGGAUUUUGAGAGGAGAUCUUCGUAUAAAAGGCACGACAGUCAUGCAUCUCGUUCGGAGGCACCGUACACAAGCAGUAAAUACAGGAAGAGGUCGAGAUCACAGGAAUCUCAAUCAGGGAACAGGGAGUCUUAUGCGAGCAAUUCUACUAAACGAAAAUGUCCCACCGAGAGGGAGCUACUUUUAGAGAAAUAUAGGCGUAAUUAUUGCGCGACGAGCAAGGACAUCGAGCGAAAACUAGGUGAAUUGUCGGCGAUGGGUUCGGAAGGUAUACUUGAAAGCGAAAGGAAAAUCUGGACGCGCACAGCCCCGGCAGAUCUCUAUUACAGCCGAGAUGAAAAAGAUCCGAAAGUAAUGAGAAGUACUUCUAAGCUACUAGAGUUGUGCGCAACGUUCAAGAGACUGUUGAUUGAUAGAGCAGCCGAGGCAAGAUCUAAGCAGCCACCGUAUAAGCCGCCUCCGAGGAAGACCAGGGCUCGCCUUUGCCGCCAUAAAUCCGAGGCUUGCAGUAGCUCUUCCGACAGUGACAGUGACAGCAACAGUGACAGUUCUAUGGAUGAGGAUGAUAGAACGAUGGAGGAAUUAAUGGCGAAGAAACAGCACCCGCAGAGAUUGCACCCCGAAAUGUGGUUCAACGAUCCCGGAGAGAUGAACGAUGGCCCAUUGUGUAGAUGCAGCGCGAAAUCACGUCGGUCCGGUAUAAGGCACGGCAUUUACGCCGGAGAGGGCGUGAUAAACAAGUGCGAGCUAAGUUCGAAUAACGCGGACAAAUUGCAUCACUAUAGAAUAACGAUCAGCCCGCCGACGAAUUUUCUCACCAAGACACCGACGAUCAUCAAGCACGACGAGCACGAGUUUAUAUUCGAGGGCUUCUCCAUGCUCUCUCACUUCCCGCUCGUCAAGUUGCCUACGUGCAAAGUGAUCCGCUUCAACAUAGAAUACACGAUUCUCUACAUAGAGGAGAAGUUGCCGGAGAACUUCACGAUACAGGAGCUCGAUUAUUUCCAGACGUAUCUGUUCAAGGAGAUCUUGGAGCUUGUAGAUUUCGACCUGCAGGCGGCGCAGGACAAGUCCGGCUGCGGGCAGUUUCACUUCAUGCCAAGAUUCGUGCGCGAUCUCACCGAUAACGGUCAAGAGAUCUUGUCGAUGAACGAGGUUCUUAAUUAUCUGAUCAAGAGCAGCACUCUCCUGAUAGAUCCAGAUGACAUGCCUAGAUUGGUAGACAUGCCGCAGUACAAGUGGCAAGAUUUCGCGGACGAGGUGAAGGGAAUGGUGGUCACUUAUCCUGGCAAAAAGCCGUGCAGCGUUCGUGUCGACCAGCUGGACAGGAGUCAGGUGGACCAACCGCCCGGUAUCGUCGCCUAUCCUGAGAUAGUGCACUUCGGUAUUCGACCACCGCAGCUUAGCUACGCAGGAAACGCGGAUUACCAGAAAGCCUGGAGAGACUACGUGAAGUUCCGGCACCUGCUCGCGAACAUGUCGAAGCCGUCCUUCGAGGACAAGAGAAAGCUGGAGGCGAAGGAGAAUAAACUGCAGGAGUUGCGCACGCAGAGCAAGAUGAAGCGCGACGUCACGGUCGACGUCAGCUCCGAGGGGUUCUAUCGCACCGGCAUUAUGUGCGACAUCGUGCAGCACGCGAUGUUGAUCCCGGUGCUGGUGUGUCACCUGCGGUUCCACAAGUCCUUGGACAACCUGGAGCGCACGUUGGGAUACGAGUUCAAGAACAGAUACUUGCUUCAACUGGCCCUCACGCACCCCAGCUACCGCGAGAACUUCGGCACGAAUCCGGAUCACGCGCGGAACUCCCUGACGAACUGCGGCAUCAGGCAGCCCGAGUACGGCGACCGCAGGAUACACUAUAUGAACACGCGGAAGCGCGGCAUCAACACCCUGAUCAACAUAAUGUCGCGUUUCGGCGCGAGAACCGAGACGGAGUCGUCGAUAGCGCACAACGAGCGGCUGGAAUUCUUGGGCGACGCGGUCGUCGAGUUCCUCACCUCCAUCCACUUGUUCCAUAUGUUCCCGGACCUGGAGGAGGGCGGCUUGGCCACCUACCGGGCGGCGAUCGUGCAGAACCAGCACCUCGCCGUGCUGGCGAAGAAGCUGAACCUCGAGGAGUACAUGCUGUAUGCCCACGGCAGCGAUCUCUGCCACGACCUGGAGCUGCGGCACGCCAUGGCAAACUGCUUCGAGGCGUUAAUGGGCUCCUUGUUCCUGGACGGGGGUAUAGAAGUGGCCGACCGGGUCUUCGGUGAGACGCUAUUCAAGGACGAAGAGAAUCUCUGCCAAGUCUGGGUCAAUUACCCGCGGCACCCUCUGCAGGAGCAGGAGCCGAUGGGGGACAGACAAUGGAUCCCCAGCUUCGAGUUGCUGCAGAAACUGACCAAAUUCGAGGAAUCGAUCGGAGUCAAAUUCACUCAUAUCCGCCUGCUGGCCAGAGCGUUUACGGAUCGCAGCAUAGGAUUCACCAAUUUAACAUUAGGCUCGAAUCAACGACUGGAGUUUUUGGGGGACACCGUGUUGCAGCUCAUCGUCUCGGAAUAUCUGUACAAAUUUUUCCCCGAACAUCACGAGGGGCAUUUGUCGUUGUUACGGAGCUCUCUUGUGAACAAUAAAACGCAAGCGGUGGUCUGUGACGACUUGGGUAUGACGCAGUACGCACUGUACGGGAACCCGAAGGCCGAGCUGAAGACGAAGGACAGGGCGGAUCUGUUGGAGGCUUUCCUCGGCGCGCUUUACGUCGACAAGGGUUUAAAGUACUGCCAUGUCUUUUGCAACGUGUGCUUCUUUCCCCGUCUGCAAGACUUUAUCAUGAAUCAAGAUUGGAACGAUCCAAAAAGCAAGUUGCAACAGUGUUGUUUAACUUUGAGAACUAUGGACGGCGGUGAGCCGGAUAUUCCGGUGUACAAAGUCAUCGAAUGUAAAGGACCGACCAAUACGAGAGUUUAUACAGUUGCUGUAUAUUUUCAAGGAAAACGAUUGGCUAAGGCCUCGGGGCAUAGUAUUCAAGAAGCGGAAAUGAACUCCGCCAAAGAAGCUUUAGAAAAAUCUCAAGACUUGUUUCCGCAAUUGGAUCACCAGAAACGUGUGAUAGCGAAAAGUAUGAAGAUGCAACAAUGGAAUAAGCAGAAACCAAAAGGAAGACUCACAAAAUUGAAUGACAAAUCUGACGAUUCUGACUCUAGUCAAAGUCGAAGAAGUUGUAGCAAAGAACGUAACGCUUCUAAGAAGCGAGAGACCUAAUUGAUAUUUUAACAUUAUGCCAAAUU